AUGUCGAACCCUCCAAAGACUGCUGGGAAGAAGAAUAAGAGCGCUGGCACGGGAGAGCCAAAGGAGAAGAGUGAAGCGCUGGCGUCGUCGUCGGCGUUAAUCAUCUGUCGGAAUAAGCAUUGGCGCUACAUCUCCUCCUUCCACGGCCCCUGGCUCCAACUGCCCCCCGAGGUUCUCACCUCUCUCCUGCAUAGUAACCACCACGCCCCCCGCCCGCGCCCAAUCGACCCCUCCGUCCUCUCAGAUCUCGUACAGAUCCGGCACCUCGUCGACGAUGCCACAACCCUCGCCGUGCGCGCCGCCUCCUCCUCCACCCCCCGCCUCUCCCGCGAACGCAAGCACCGCAUGCGCGAGCUCGCCACCCAGAAACUCUCGCGCGCCUACCACCUCGACGAGAUCGCCGCCUCGGUCGCAACAAUGCAGAGCGCCAGCUCCCUCGAGGACGUGGCAUCCCUGGUGCUCCAGCGCAACCCCGACGACCCCGACGCAAAGUACGUGCACUUCUUCCAUGAGAAGAUCCCGUCGCGCAUGCUCGCAAAAUGCACCAGUCUCGCCCCGCUCGACGAUGUGAUUGCGGAACGCCCCGGGGAGGGCGCGCCGCUGAGGACAAGGGCUGUUACAAAGGCGUUCAAAGACGAUCAUGUCAGCGCCGCGGCGGACCUGACGGCCGCGCUCAAUGUGUGUAAGCCAGCGAGGCAUGGGCAUGAUGUUGUAGUUGCGCGCGGCGGGGCAGCGGCGACAGAGGAGCAGCAGCAGACGCCGUCGAGUCUGGAGGCGCAGCUGCUGUUCCAUAGGGCGUCGACGUAUCUGACGAUUGCGUCGGGGGCGGUUGAGACGGCGCUGGACAGGCCAAAGGCGGGUGCGGCGCCAGUAGAUGAGGCGGAGAAGGAGGCGGCGCGGAAGGUCGUCAGGGCGAAUGCGAAGAGGGCGCUCAGGGACUUUGUCAGGUUCCUGGGGAACUUUGAGUACACGCCCGGGCUGCCGGCGGAGACUCGAGACGAGUUUGUGAGGAAGGUGAACGAGGAGCUGGGGCGUGGCCGCGGCAGCGAGACUGGCAAUACCGAGAAGGACGCCAAAAAGCUCCUCGAGAUGUUCUACCGCCAGAACAGCAGCAGCAGCAGCAAUGCCUCUGACAGCAGCAAUGGCAGCAGUAGCAACAGUAGUAGUAGUAGUAGCGCUCUUACUAGGACUAGUGGCGGAGGUGGUGGUGAAUUCAAAGAUCGGGAUUUAGGGAUUGGGGAUUUGGGACUAGCUGCGAGUAAUAGGUGCGCAAGCACGUUUCUGAAAAACAGUGGAAAAUGUCCCACGGUAUCCUUGAAGAAUCCAAGGUAUCUCUGCCUUACUCCAGUUGUAUUUCAUAGGUGGAGUGAUUUGACCGCACCAAGGGUGCGAGUGAUUAUCUGUGACUAUUGCUCUGGUAUUGGAAGGCAAUAG
Molecule: messenger RNA, 1434 nt
Organism: Morchella importuna
Lineage: Eukaryota; Fungi; Ascomycota; Pezizomycetes; Pezizales; Morchellaceae
Exons: 4
Coding region: 1-1434 (477 amino acids)
Source: RefSeq, a predicted model, not a curated record